UCAAUAAUAUCUAAACAGAAUUUCGAUAUCAUUUAAAAUGUCUUCAGAAUCAGUUUUAGUUUCAUACCCAGGGGCGGCCGGCCAAUAGAGGGCGAUAGGGCGCCACCCUCCUUGAGUCAAAAAAAAAAGAAGAAAAGAAAAAAGAUAAUAUGCCUAAUAUUUUUUUUUUAUAAUACAUAUGUAUAUCUUUUUUAGUGAUAAUGAUGAUAACCAAUACAUUUUGUAAAAAAUUAACAUAGCCUGUUUUCCUCUGAGCAGUUGUGUUCCAUACCAACCGAGCGCUAUGGGCGAUUUCAGCCUGGCUGGAAAUCGCCCCCAGCGCUCUCAUUGACUUUCAUGUAAAAGCUUUUUUUUUCAAACUGCAAGCCCUGCAAUGCAUUCUCUAUGGGUUCCGGGAGUGCUUGCACUAACGUGAUUCCGUCAUAUCAUACAUACACUACAGUGAACGUCACGUGGUGCUUUUAUGGCUUUUAAUAGGUUCAUCACGUUACGUGCCUGCGCCGCCGCCGCAGUCACAUUCACGAUCGUCAUGGCGAAUAUUACGGCUCAGAGCAACUCCAUAAUUUCAUUUAGAGAAUUACCAUUUAGUCGUCGAAGCAAUCAGGAAAAAUUGGCUGUUAAAGAAUUAGGACCACCCCGACCAAAUUUAAAUAUAAAACAAAUAUCAAAGAAAGGAGGCAAGUCGUACACCAGGGGAUUUUCGCGGUGCUGGUACGAGAGGAAAAACUGGCUAGCAGGAUGCGAGGUAGCCAACGGACUCUUCUGCUACCCCUGCGUCCUCAUCCACCCUGAUGGCUGCACCACGGAAACACCUUGGACUACGACAGGUUUCACAGAUAUGCAUCAUCUGUCCGAAAAAAAUAAAAAGCAUGAAACAUCGAGGAUCCACAUGGACAGCUGCUUAAAACUGUCUGCGUUUGGGAGCGUCAACAUUGCUAUGCAGUUGGACGAUGGCUACAGGCUAGCACUGCGUCGGCACAAUGAUGAGGUGAGCAAAAACCGCCACAUUCUGGGCCGCCUGAUCGACGGUGUUAAGCUCUGCAGUGUAUUCGAGUUGGCCUUGCGAGGCUGAGACGAGAGCGAGGGAUCCAGAAACCCCGGAAUUUUUCGAGGAUUGGUACAGUUAAUUGCAUCCCUAGAUGAAGUUUUUGAGGAGCAUUUAAAAACGGCCACCGUCUUUAAAGGCACAUCCAAGACGGUCCAAAAUGAGCUGCUCGACUGCAUGGCAGCUGUCAUUAGGGCACGCAUUACGGAGGAGGUGCAGUCGGCCAGCUUCGUUGCGAUACAAGCUGACGAAACAACAAUCUCCAGAGCAGCAGCAAGUAGCAGCAGGAACUACAGGAAAAAGGAGGGCCUUGGGAGAGCAAGACAAGCAGAGGCUGUCUAAGGAGGUCUGUGACACCAUCUUGGGCCAUGCAAACGAGAGGUUCUCUUUCACAAGCCACCUUGUGAGUGCAACGCUGCUACAAGGAGACCUGUUUGAGCAAUACUGCCAUAUGUUCCCUGAUGAGGCUCUGAACACCACUGCCAAGGAAUACCCCAUGCUGAAUAAGGCGAAGCUCAAGACUGAACUGUCCCUUAUCUACGAGAGUCCAGAUUUCAAGGGCUGCAGUGGUGCAUUGGCACUCUACCAGGUUCUACAGAGGAACAACCUCCAUGAGACCCUAUCUGAGACUGUGGCUCUGUUGAACAUCCUCAUAACCACUCCCAUGACAACUGCUGAAGCUGAAAGGUGUUUCUCGACCUUAAAGAGAAUCAAGACAUUCCUGCGAAACCCAAUGGGACAGGAUCGUCUCAAUGCUGUGGCCAUGCUUUCCAUGGAGAGGGAACUAGUCAGGAACAUGCCUGAUUUUAAUAAGAGGUUCAUUGAUCACUUUGCUGCUUUGAAAGAGAGACGAGCAAAAUUUCAAUACAAGUGAGAAAUGUUGUUUUAAUGUUGUUGUGUUGUUGCACUACUCAAAUGUUGAAUUGGAAAUAGCUGUAUUAAUUGCAUAUCAUUAGCCAUUUUUUUUGUUUGCUUUGUAAUGUACAUGUGUCUUAUGGGUAAAUUCUUGUUAAAUAGCACCCAAUGUUUUGAUUAUCACCUUGGAUCAUUCUUGUUUUAGGAAUACUGUAAAUAUUGCAAUGAGUAGGCUAUGCCACUAGUUUUUAUAUAUGCUGUCUUCAAGUUGUAAACAUGUGAUAAGAACUGUAAAUAUUAUAAUUACUAGGCUAUGCUAACAUCCAUUUUUUUGUUUAAUCAGAAAAUAAC
Gadus morhua (Atlantic cod) is the source of this 2251-nucleotide messenger RNA. RefSeq lists its product as uncharacterized. The transcript is spliced from 2 exons. Bases 1206 to 1919 code for a protein of 237 amino acids. Lineage: Eukaryota; Metazoa; Chordata; Actinopteri; Gadiformes; Gadidae. Gene Ontology annotation, molecular function: protein dimerization activity. The record is from RefSeq and is a predicted model, not a curated record.